CUCCUCCUCCCUCUUCACAAGGCAGCUCUUUCCGUCUUUCAUCCAGUCUUUCUACAAUUUAAAGACGCAAUGUUCCCCGCAACCAGACGGAGAAGUCGUCUCAUCACCGGCUGCCAACGAUGCAGAGCCCGGCACUUAAAGUGCGACACCAAUCUACCCUCCUGUGCACAUUGUCACCGAGCAGGAAUCGACUGUAAGCGAGGCUUCAACGUCCGCUUUCGAAGAGGGCUAAAUCUGCCCACGGAGACUGCGACUGCGUUUCCCGGGCAAGAUCUGUGGCCGGACUUGCUGGGUUCUGUGGAGUUCCUGGAUGAGACGCAGGCUAUCCAGCGACUUUAUGAGGUGGGUCGGUCACCGCAGCUCUUGGACGAUGAUUGUCGGUUCGUGUGGUCGCCGUGUGAUCUAUCGUCGAGCCCUUUCACCGACAAUCCGAGCCCAGGCCAUCCCGCUGGGUCUAUGCUAGAUGGCCACCGAUCAGUCUGCGUGAGCGCCGGACAGAGCAGUCACGAUAGUGGGCCGGUGGCCGUGAGAGCGCGGGGUUCUAUCCGGCCUAUCAUCGGUCAUUCAGGAGCUCUAGGCACAAACAGUCCGCCAAGCAUCAAGCAGUCAACGACGCAUCAACCGGCAUUCAGCGCGCGGGAAGCUAUCUUGAUGCGUAACUUUGUCGAGAACAUGGCGUUAUGGGCCGAUAUCACUGAUCCCGAUCGGCAUUUCGAGACCGAUGUGCCGGUAAAAGCGGUUCAGGAACCGGCUUUGCGCUCGGCGAUCUUCGCCUUCUCCUCCCGACACAUCGACCGACAGCGCAGAGUCGAUGCGUCCGAGGCUCUACAGUACCAUAACCACUGCCUGCAACUUCUGAUUCCGGCCCUGUCCGGCUCGAGCGCAGACAUAACGGAUGUCGUCCUUGCAACGGUUGCGAUCCUCCGACAGCACGAAGAAAUGGAGCCUGACGACAAUCAAUUCCAUUUGGCUGGUACAGCGCGCAUCCUAAACACAAUAUCGUCCUUCGGCUCAUCGGGAGGGCUGGGCGAGGCAGCGGCCUGGCUCUGUCUCCGUGAAGAUAUAUACAUCUCGCUCAUCUCGCAGAAGCCACUGCGGACGAACCUCGAGAGCUUCCACCGGUCCACUGUCUUCGUGAGGAAUGACGACUUUGCAUGGGCCAGUCGGAUGGUCUUUCUGCUGGCGAAAGUCCUCAGUGGUGCGUUCAAUCCUGGUGGUCACGAGCCAUCUGUGGAUCUAAGCGGGCUGCAGGGACUGGCACAGGAAGUGGAGGCCUGGAACAAUGCAAAGCCUGCGUCUUUCGACGCGAUACGCUCCGUACCACGCGGAAAGGAUGUUCAGCAGCGAUUGCCGGAGAUUUGGAUGUUGCUGCCUGUCCACGUUGUCGGGGCACAGUACUAUCACAUCGCAAAGAUCGUUCUGGCCGUCACCACUUGCCCCAGUCCCGCGCUCGUUGCUCAGAACUUCCAAGUCUCCAGACAAAUCGAGAAAGUAGUCAGGUACCACCUCUUCAUGGUCCUCGGCUUGGCCAAGUCCAACUCCAAAGCGGAGAAUACGCUGUUCACUGCGCGUCAUAGUCUGGUAGCAUGGGGUUGGGUCAUUCGACGGCGAGAGGAUCAGGAAGCUGCCGAGGCUCUUUUACGUGAGAUGGAAACGAGGACUGGCUGGGAUGUCACGCAGGCGAUUCAGGCUUUACGGGAGCAAUGGGCCGACGAUGAUUCGGACUGCUAACGCCAGAUUUCGGAUUUGCGGAGGGAGAACAUAUCCACCCUCAUGGUCCGCCAUUUGUUCCACCUGCACGGGGAAAAGAGCGGUCACGGG
Molecule: messenger RNA, 1821 nt
Organism: Aspergillus uvarum CBS 121591
Lineage: Eukaryota; Fungi; Ascomycota; Eurotiomycetes; Eurotiales; Aspergillaceae
Exons: 10
Coding region: 70-1731 (553 amino acids)
Biological process (GO): positive regulation of transcription by RNA polymerase II
Cellular component (GO): nucleus
Molecular function (GO): transcription cis-regulatory region binding; zinc ion binding; DNA-binding transcription factor activity, RNA polymerase II-specific
Source: RefSeq, a predicted model, not a curated record